GUUCCCUGGCCGGCUUCAAGGAGCUUCGUCUGCCAGUGCCGACGAGCGAGACUAUAGCAGCGGUGGCCAGGGAGAUGGGAGCUGCCAGCUUUGAGGAGUCGCUGGAGACGGACUCCGAGCCGGCCGAGACAGGGCAGAGAGUGCAGCGGAAGUUGGUGACCGGGGUCGAGGAUCUGGGAGACAACACGGAGUACCAGGAAUAUCAAGGUGUGAUGGGGAGACCCGGGGUCGACUUCCCAGUGUUGCCGAGCAUCCCGUCCACCAGCUUCAGCUGUCGGGCGGUGCGUAAGCCGGGCUACUACGCCGACCUGGACACCGACUGUCAGGUGUUCCACAUUUGUGACGGUGGACGCAAGAUUUCCUUCCUGUGCCCAAACGGAACCAUUUUCAGACAGUCCCAUCUGAUAUGCGACUGGUGGUUCCGCGUGGACUGCGGUAAGUCGGUAGAACAGUACGAGGAGAGCGCUGAGCAGCUGGCGGCAGAUCAGCGGAUAUACAAGGAACGAGCGGAGGCCAUCAGUCGGGCCAUGAACAAGGGAACUCAGUCAGACUUCAGCGUAUCCAGCUCGCCACCACCUCCACCCCCACCGCCCAGACGAGAAGAAGGUCGUCAGAGGUUUAGGUCCGAUACUCACAUUGACGCACCGGCUUUUGCUACGGCCAGACAAAACUUUGAGAAUAGACAGAAUGCGAGGAAACAAGGUUCGUUUAUCAGAAGACAACAGAAAUCUCAAACGGGAACUCAAUUUGAUACUAACCAAGAUCAGAACUUAAACCAACUGCAGUACAAAUCUUCUGAAGAAAUAAGAGGAAUCAACACCGGCAUUGAAGAAAAAGAGCAGCAAGUUCUUUCUGAGACGGCAUCUUUUGCGAGUAGCAGAGGGGGUCGCUUUGGGAAUCAGUUAUUCCAAAGUCAAUUUUUAACUCCUAGCUCACAACAAGUUAACAGUUUUAUCUCAACUAGUGUUAGUCCAAGCAAUAUAAACCUAUUGAGCCAGAGUUCUCCAUCAAAACCUCUAACACAAAAUAAUUUCCAGUCCAGUUCACAGCAGCAAUCGAUAUCAACUGUAAACAGCUAUAUUUCGAAUCCGACAACACCUCUGCCUUUCAAACCGAAUACGCCACCAGCGCCGGUUGCUCCAUCGAGGAAUCUUCGACCAGAAGGACGGUUGCUACCAACUUCUUCGCAAAACAACAACAUUAGGCCUAGUUCAUCUCAAAAUAACUUUUUCAGGAAUAGUAAAUCAUCCAAUAAUGCUCAGAAUGGUAGAUCUACAAAGCAACCAAUAUAUAGAACAACUCCAAAUAGUGCUACUAAUCAAAUUGGAUUAUCUACGCCCACUAUUGCCAAGAAUGAGUUUAUACAGAUAAAUUCUUUGCAGACUCCCUCACCACUUCAAAGUAAUUUUGCGAGACCAAGUCCUGAUCUUAAACCUCCUGAACCGAGUCAGGUUUCUAUUCAAAACAACGGUGUCUUAAAUACACGUAAACAAGUAAACACGUUAUCAACAAAUCAAAAUAAUAAGAAUAAUGCAAAUUUUAAUAGAAAUCGAUUUUCCACUUCAACUACAACGCGGCAGUUAUUCCCGUCUUUAGUCAACACUUUUUCUUCGCCAACAACAGCGUCUCCUUUUGAUGAAGCAGUUUCUCAGAGAAGGCAAAAACAGAGACGAUUUACUAGUACCACUCAAAAACCGGUGUUUACUGUUAAGUUUAGAUCAAGCAAAGCUUUCUCUUACGUUGAACUAGAGCGAACACAAACUACUCCAGAAACAACCACAAGUCCAAGUUCCGUUCAACCAAUCAGCACAAUUCAACAAGAUUUUAGCUCCCCUCUAGACAAUCUCCAAACCAAUAAUUCAUCGACGAAGGAACCUUUUUCAUCAAUUUCAUCUAUAAGUUAUGACAUUCCAACAUCCCCCGAAGACAGACAAUUGUCAUCAGUCAACACUGCGGAAGAUGGCCAAUACGAUACUACAGAAACUUACUUCCCAGAAAAUAAAUAUGAAACUGAGUGGGCACCUACACGAUCACAAAGUAGUAGUGAUUUCUCAUCUCAUGGUUCUUCACUGACAACAUUAAAUUCUGUAACAACAGACAGUCAAUAUUCUUCUGAAGUAACAAAGAGUAGUUUUGAAGAUCAGCAAUCAACACAACAGCUGGUGUCUCGUAAUAAUGAAACGUCACGUUUAGAUAAACUUGACAGUUUCAGCAACAUUGAUCCGGCUGAAAUAAACCUGCUGCCAUCUGAACGCAAACCUAAGAGCAGACCCGAUUUAAUAAUUCCGGAAUCUUCUGGCCCUAACGCUUUGCACACUCUUGCUUUAUAUUAUGCUACAUCAGAGUCAGAUUCAGGCACUACACCAACGUACACUUCAGAUGAUACACUGUCAUCUCAGGCAGAGGGAGAUUUAGAACUCCGUAAUGAUAACGUUGUAAAUAAGUCAAAUUCAGAUGACGUCCAAAAGAAUGUUAUUGUUAAGCAAAAAAGCAAGGUUUCCGAUGAAAUUCUUCUUCGAUCUCACUCUGGUAGCCCAGAUAAUGAAUCGGAGAUUGAUGAUACACAAUCAAAAGUAGAGUCUUCUGAUGCCUUGAAGGAUUUAUCUUCAGUGUUGACAAAGGCUACGAAAGAUUCUUAUUCAAUGCUUUUCAAUGAGACUACUGAUGAACAUAUCCAUGCAGAUAAUACAUCUUGUACUAACGAUGACGAUACAUAUGAUCUUGAUAUAGCAAAGGAAGUUUUGCCAGAUAAAGAGUUAGAUUUUAAAAACGAUGCAAAGAAUGAUUUGGAGAGUGAACAAAGUCGUGGGAUAGUACAACCAACACAAUCAGCAAAGAAAACGUCCCGUCUGUUUUCUUCAUUAGACGACCUUCCAGACGAACUUAAAUUGAGAGAUUCAACUGACCUUCGAGAACUAGCGCAGGUAUUUAGUAGGGCAUUAUCAGCAUAUCUUGAGGAUCCUGAUUCUUUCCGUCGAAUUUUAUCUGAAGUACGGCCAACUGAACCAACAAGCUCAAAUACACAAACUACAACUUUGGCUUUAGAAGAAAAUGAAGAUGAAGUAUUAGACUUUUCCGAUGCAUCGGGCACUGGUCCAAGACUUAUCCAUAAUAACCUUAACAUUCCAAGAAACUCUGAAGAUUCAAUAAAUGCUUUGGAUAUUGAAAAAAUAAACGACUUAGCACAAGGUGAAAACAUGACUGAACUUUCGCAAGACAUUGUACUGCCAUCUGAGAAUGCCGAAAAUACUGAUUACCAAGCAUAUACUACAACUAAACCCACAUCAAUAGCAGUCGAUAUAAAUCUCCUUUCUCGAAAUUCCAACAUCAAGAAUGAAGCUUUAGAAGAGGAGUCAUAUUUUCCUACUGCAGGUGGAGUAGAUGACAAAAGCAGGCCUAGAUAUGGAGGGUUCCACAAUAAUUCUGUAAAUUUCGAUUACAAGCCUUAUGGAUCCGAUGUAUCAGAAACCGUAACAGGAAAACCGAUAACGGUAGCUUCUUACGUAACUGAGGGAUCUACAUUUAGAACUACGAUUGAUGAAUCAGGAAGGUUAGAAUUCUUCAAUAACAAUGUAUCAACUUUAUCAUCAAAUCAAAUUGAAAUAGAAUCGAUCCCUGAUCAAUUAGGCAUAGUUCCCGCAGAAGCUAUCAAUUCUUUACUAGACCAUGAUAAAGAUUGUAACACGCCUACACAUUCUCAUGAAAAUGAUUUUGAAAACGACAAUGUAUCUUUUGAUAUAAAGAAAAAUAAAAAUCCUAGAAGUGAUGAAGAAGACAUUUAUGACAAAAAUACGGGCGAAGAGAAAGUACUUGUAGCUUCUGGAAGCCAGUCUUUUGUUUCAAGAGACAAUAUUGUUCGCUUGAUUGGAUCAAAACAAAAUGUUGAUUAUAAACCUAACUCCGACAAACUUUUAAACACGAAACAAACACAGUCAACUGAAGCGAUAACAGAGUUGCAAUCAACAACACCAGCAAAUAAUAGAGGGUCCAUCAGAUUUGGCCCUCCAACAUCUGCUGACCGCUCAGAUAUAUCAAGUUUUAGAAGAAGACCUCUUAAGGAAGUAACAUUCCAGAAUGUUAAUCUUGGUAAUGGAGUUACUUUGGAAAGGACCAAAACCAUAAGAUAUUCGACUCCUGAGAUAAGAGAUAUUUACAGAUCUACUAUAUCGCCUGCAAUUUCUGAAGAAGGUAUUAACCCACUGUCAAUCAAUGAGCAGUUAGGGUUCGUUUCAGAAGAAGUUGAGUCUACUACAAAGUAUCCAUCUACACAAUCCUUAAGUACAAGAAAUAUGGUGAGAGCUACUACAUAUCACCCAAGUUCUCCUAAAAAAUCGGAUUAUCCUGACCCUCGUGGGUCUCUACGCGAUUCUUGGCAAUGGAAUGCAGAAACAGCAAAUGACUUAGAAACCACAAAAAUACUUGACAAUCUUUCAGGAACACCUCCAAACAUAAAUAGUAACAAUGCCUCUCGAAAUGGAAAAGAUUAUCAGUCAUAUUCAUUCUCCACCUUUGCUUCGACACUUUUACCACCCAAUGUUACAAUGGAAACUGCUGAGGAAAGCAUGUUAGAACAAAAAGCGGAAGAGAUAUUUGGAAAACUUAACAAAACUAGUGCUGAUAUGUUAAUGAACGUUAUGAAUCAAGCAGAAUCAAACAUGACCGUUCGACGCCUAGUUUUGCUGCUGGUUGCAGAUCGGAACGGUAGAGAAAGAAAAUCAUAUGAGGAAUCUCGCGCACAAUUAAUACAAGCACUGCUUAAAACAUCCGAGAAAAUGGACGACCACACAUCCUCUUUAGAACAUACCACAGAAUAUCAAUCAGAUAAUCAGUCAAACAAGAAAUCAGGACGAACGAGGAAUAGAGGAAGAAAUUUUUCGACUUUAUCACCUACUUCCUUUACAACAACCCAAAAUACAAGGGAAAGAGGUUCAAAAACCUUCAGUGGUACACAAUCGGAUGCUUUAACAAGUUCGAGUCCUGAACAAAAACCUGAACCUCAAUAUCUGAGAUCACCAAAUCUAUUUCCGUCAAACCCCUCUGUAACAUUUGGUGCUGACCCAGAUGCUAGGGCUGUGGAGUUACUCAAAUCCUUGUACAAUCUUGCUGCAAGAUGGGGAUAAAAAUACUCACACUGUGAUAAAUCUACCGAGUCUCGAUCCAAAGGCAGUGUGUUCAUGACGUUCAAUCCUAGGAUCAAUUUCCCCAAUAAAGUCUUGUACGUAAUUCAACUGUUCCCUCGGUUGGACUAGUCAAUCAGUGCUAGGAUCCUUCCUGGAUAUAUUUUUAUGAUUACUGGAUCUUCAAUUUAGAAGCUCUACUGAUCAUGAAUGUAAUUCCUGUUGUAAAUAAUCAAACUGUUGAUAUUUAUACAUACUUUCACAUCGGUUACCAAGCUCCUGAUCUUGACAAGAGAUAUUAUCGUAUGUUAAGGAUACGAGAGAUUGUCGUACCUCACAUGAUAUUAGUGCAAUAAUAUAAUAAGCUGUAUUAUAUAGAUUUAUUACUUUUAUACAUUAGUUAUAAUGUUUUCUGUAAGAUGUUUACAAAUUCAGUAAGACUGUUGUAUUUUCUACGAUUUUUACGUUAGUUUCACAUUCAACCAAGUGAAUUAAAAACGUUUAUUAUUAAAGUUAUUUCAUUUUAUUUUUAAUCAUCGUAAUUUGUGUUCAAUGUUUAAGUAUCAUUCACACAAUACGAAACUAAAUUAAGAAAUUAAAUCUCUUAAAUAUUUUCUAACAAAUAACAGAACCGUUACUGAAAGAAGUAAAUUAUGGAUGUAUUUUUUAAGAUUUUGUUUUAGAUUAGUAAUAUUUUUUGUACUGUUACUUGCCAUUGCCUAUUUAACUAAGUCUGUUACGUGUGUGUAUGAUGUGUAUAUGAAAUUUGCUAAAAUUUUAGUGUAAUAUAAAUUGUAAUUAUAUAAGUAUGUAAAUGUU
Homalodisca vitripennis (glassy-winged sharpshooter) is the source of this 5936-nucleotide messenger RNA. RefSeq lists its product as uncharacterized. The record is from RefSeq and is a predicted model, not a curated record. The coding region runs from base 75 to 5120 and encodes 1681 amino acids. Gene Ontology annotation, cellular component: extracellular region. Gene Ontology annotation, molecular function: chitin binding. Lineage: Eukaryota; Metazoa; Arthropoda; Insecta; Hemiptera; Cicadellidae. The transcript is spliced from 4 exons.